AUGAAAGGAGAGAGUAAAGGGGAGCAGGAAAGGUCGGACGCCGACGUUUCUGACGUGUCGUCUAGCACAGCAGAAAACAACGGAGAAACUGGGCCAUCCAAAACUAAAAAAAGACGUCUAGCGCAGCACACGGAUCAGGCACCAAGCCCGAACGCUAACUCACAAAGCAGCUCAAACUCAACGCCAGUAAAUCACACACCGAGUCCAAAAGACCCAGCGACAGACUCAGCAAGCACGACGCUGCUGCACAAGAUACUCAACGAGGGAGUAUGCAUCGAUGAAAUACUAGCAAUGUCGCGCACAGGAAUUAACGUCAAGUUCAAAAAGUCGGAGAUAAAGAGAGUAAUAGACUCAGUGGACCAGCCGAAGAUACUGGUGGGUCAGUCUAAGCCAUAUCAAAUAGAAGGGCUUAAGUGGCUAGUAGGGCUGUACGUGAAGGGACUCAACGGGAUAUUGGCAGACGAAAUGGGCCUGGGAAAGACGUUUCAGACAAUCAGCUUCCUGGCGUACCUGAAGGAGACGCACAACGUUAACGGCCCGCACAUGGUGCUGGCGCCGAAGUCGACAAUCGGAAACUGGAUAUCGGAAAUCAACCGAUUUUGCCCCUCACUGAGAGUGCUCAAGUUCGUGGGAAACAAGGAGGAGAGGGCGAUACUAGUCGCCACGGAGUUGGAUCCAGACAAAUAUGACAUAUUCGUGACAUCGUACGAAGUGUGCUGUAAGACGAAGGGGCCACUAGGUAAAUUGAACUGGAAGUACCUGAUCAUCGACGAGGCACAUAGAAUUAAAAACGAGGAGUCGAAGCUUAGCGAAGUGGUUAGAAUGUUUAAGACGGAGUACAGGCUGCUGAUCACGGGAACGCCGCUGCAGAAUAACCUGAAGGAGCUGUGGGCGCUGCUUAACUUCCUGUUCCCAAUAGUCUUCUCCUCCUCAGAGGAGUUCGAAACGGUGUUUGACCUGGUAGGCCCGAAGGACCUGAGCCAGGCAGAUCGCGAGAGCAGGAACCUGCAAAUAGUAGCGAGGCUGCACGGAGUGCUGAGGCCGUUCAUGCUGCGACGCUCAAAGAGGGACGUACUGACAGACAUGCCCCCGAAGAACGAGCUGCUGCUGAUGGUGCCCCUCUCGACGAUGCAGAAGCAGCUCUAUAGAGACCUUCUGCGAAAAAACGUCCCAGAGCUGGGAGUAGAGGACAGUACGAAGUCAGGAAUGCAAGUACAACUGCUAAAUUUGGCAAUGCAGUUAAGAAAGGCGUGUAAUCACCCAUAUCUGUUCGAGGGCUACGAGGACAGGAACGAGGACCCGUUCGGAGAGCACCUGGUCCAAAACUCGGGAAAGCUGUCACUGGUGGAUAAGCUGCUCAACAGACUGCUGGGAAACAAUAGCAGAGUGCUUAUCUUCUCCCAAAUGGCAAGAAUGCUGGACAUCCUGGAGGAUUACUGCAGAAUGAGGAACUACCUGUACUACAGAAUUGACGGAAACACGUCGAGCGAGGACAGAGACUCGCAAAUAAGCAGCUUCAACCACCCGGACAGCCAAGUAAACAUAUUCCUGCUCUCGACGAGAGCAGGAGGGCUGGGAAUAAACCUGGCCUCAGCAAACGUGGUGAUCCUGUACGACUCGGAUUGGAACCCGCAGGUGGAUCUGCAGGCAAUAGACAGAGCGCACCGCAUAGGGCAGAUGAAGCCAGUGUACGUGUACAGGCUGGUGCACCAGUACACAAUCGAGGAAAAAAUCAUCGAAAGAGCAACACUUAAGCUGCAGCUGGACAGCGCAGUGAUACAGCACGGAAGACUGGCGCAGAAGGAGCUGCUGCAAAUGGUCCAGUACGGAGCGGCACACAUCUUCAAGGCAGGCGACGAGGCGAUCACGGAGGAGGACCUGGACGUUAUUCUGAGCAAGGGGCAGGAGAGAGCGGAGCUGAUGAACCAGAAGUUCAUAACCAACAGCAAAAAGCACCUGCUAGACUUCAGCACGACCUCGAGCAGCAACAUCUACGACUACCUCGACGACGACGAGAACGAGGAGGACAAGGAGGCGUGGCGUAACCUGGAGGCGCUGAAGGUGCAGAACGAAACGCUGAUCGAACGCGAGUCGCGAAGGAAGCUGAGAAUCGCAAAGGAGCAGAUGGAGCUGUACGGGUCGACGAAGUCGGACAAGCCGCUGAUGCUGCCAGAGUACCAGUUCUUCGAUAACGCAAGACUGGUGAUGCUGCACAAGCAGGAGAUGGAAGGCGGCUUGACGGAGCACGAGCAGCAGUACAAGGACGAACUGCUGUCGAGAGGCUUCUCGAAUUGGUCGAGAAAGGACUUCAACAACUUCAUCAAGGCGAACGUUAUGUACAGUAGAUAUGAUAUAAAGUCAAUAGCGUCAUUUAUUGACGGAAAAACGUACGAAGAAGUGGAAGAAUACAGUAAAACGUUCUGGGAAAAGUAUACCACACUCCCAGAUUGGCCCAAGUACAUAAAAAAAAUAGAACAAGGAGAGGAAAAUCUGUUAAAGGUGUAUCAACUUCACCAGAUGAUACUGACGAAGCAGAGGCAAGUAAGAAACCCCUGGGUUGGAACGGAGACACUAUUCUCCUCGCACCGAGGCAAGUCAAACUUCUCGGAGGAGGAGGAUCGGUACCUGAUGAACGUGAUAUCACUCUUCGGCUAUGAGAAAUGGAAUGUGAUAUCAGAGUUUAUCAGACUUGACCCGAAGUUUCAGCUGAAUCUGUUCUUCAGAUCGAGAAAUUGCAUCGAUAUUUCAAAGAGGGCGGACUACAUAGUCAAGCACAUAGCAAAAGAGGUACACACAUAG
This is a messenger RNA of Theileria orientalis strain Shintoku, 2799 nucleotides long. RefSeq names its product SWI/SNF family transcriptional activator protein. Gene Ontology annotation, cellular component: chromatin; nucleus. The record is from RefSeq and is a predicted model, not a curated record. The coding region runs from base 1 to 2799 and encodes 932 amino acids. Gene Ontology annotation, molecular function: DNA binding; ATP-dependent chromatin remodeler activity; ATP hydrolysis activity. The transcript is spliced from 7 exons. Gene Ontology annotation, biological process: nucleosome organization; regulation of transcription by RNA polymerase II. NCBI's taxonomy places the organism in Eukaryota, Apicomplexa, Aconoidasida, Piroplasmida, Theileriidae.